AGAAAGGCCCAGUCUUCGUCCAGAAGAAGCCGACCAUGUAUCCGCCCUGGAACAGCACUUUCGACGCCCACAUCCACAGGGGACGCGUCAUGCAUGUUGUGGUGAAGGACAAGAGCGCCGAGAUGGUCUCCGAGACCACGGUGGAACUCAACCUGGUGGCUGAAAAGUGCAAGAAGAAUAAUGGGAAAAUUGACAUUUGGCUGGAGCUAAAACCCCAAGGAAGGAUGUUAAUGAACGCAAGAUACUUUUUGGAAAGUACUGAUGACCCAGAGUUUAUCGACUGUGAAAAGGAAGGUUUUUUCUCCCUGCAUCAGAGGAGAGGGGCCAUCAAGCAAGCGAAGAUUCAUAAUGUCAAGUGCCACGAGUUUACAGCCACUUUCUUUCCCCAGCCCACGUUCUGUUCUGUUUGCCACGAAUUUGUCUGGUACGGCCGAGGGGGGUCCUUUUGGGGUUGGUCUGUGAAGGACAGGGUGCAACUUUGUUUUUGGAUGGGAAGAUGCUUCCUCUGGAGAGCUGCUAUGAUCCAUUGGUCCAACAGAUGUUAUGAUCCCUUGGUCGAAAGAGCCGCUAUGAUUUAUUGAUCCAAGGAUCUGUUGUGAUCCAUUGGUCCAAAGAGAUGCUAUAAUCCAUGGGUCAAAAGGUGUUCUGACCCGUGACCCGUCAAAACCGCGGUCCACUAAAGCGCGCCCGAUCAAAGCGCUCUCGUGACGUCAUCAGC
Thamnophis sirtalis is the source of this 718-nucleotide messenger RNA. The record is from RefSeq and is a predicted model, not a curated record. NCBI's taxonomy places the organism in Eukaryota, Metazoa, Chordata, Lepidosauria, Squamata, Natricidae.